This is a messenger RNA of Prunus avium (sweet cherry), 814 nucleotides long. RefSeq names its product arabinogalactan protein 14-like. The record is from RefSeq and is a predicted model, not a curated record. NCBI's taxonomy places the organism in Eukaryota, Viridiplantae, Streptophyta, Magnoliopsida, Rosales, Rosaceae.
UCAGAGCCUCCUUUGAAAAUUGAAAAUUAAAAUCUGCAAAAACACCUUUGAAUCUCUCUCUCUCUCUCUCUCCUCUCUUUGAGUGUGUAUAUAUACCCCUACCACCCACAACUAUUGUCCUUACAGAACUCUGCCUCUCUCAAACUAAAUAGCAAGUGCAGAGCCAGAGCUUCUUUCUUUCAAUCUUUUUUGCUCUUCUCAAGUCUGAGUUUAAGUGAAGCAGCUAGAAAUGGAGGCAAUGAAGAUGAAUGUUUUUGUGGCUUUGUUGGUUGUUGUGAUGGUGGCCUUGUCUGGCGUUCAAAAAGUAGCUGCAGCUGAUUCUCCAGCACCAAGCCCAACUUCUGAUGCCUAUGCCUUUGUCCCCACUUUCUUUGCAUCUCUAGCAGCUUUGGCUUUUGGGUUCUUCUUCUGAGCUCAUGACUGCAUUUUAGGUUCAUUUCAUGGUUGCUUGCUCAUUUCUCCUAAUCUUUCUCUUUAAUCACUUGUAUUGAGUGUUUAAUGAGAGGGAGGGGAUUUCCUUUUGUAUUAUUUGGGAAUUUCAGGUUUAAAUUUAAUUAUUUAUUGUUGAUGUUGUGAUUGAUGUGUUUGUUGGUGGUUUUGUAUCAUAUCAUGUAUGAUGUAUAAUUAAUGUUAAUUUUGUCUAAUUUUGUUUUUAAUGGGGGAAUAUGCCUAUGGGAUGUUAAAUUUAGGCUAAUAAUAAGGAGGAGAUCAUGAAGAAGAAAGUGAAUGUGAAUGUGGAUAGAUUUUCUCUAUCAUUGUAUCUGUGAUUCAUUGGGUUGGUAGUAAUAAAUUCCAUUAUUCUUCUAUAUAUAUA